Molecule: messenger RNA, 4146 nt
Organism: Morchella sextelata
Lineage: Eukaryota; Fungi; Ascomycota; Pezizomycetes; Pezizales; Morchellaceae
Exons: 3
Coding region: 1-4146 (1381 amino acids)
Biological process (GO): DNA integration
Molecular function (GO): nucleic acid binding
Source: RefSeq, a predicted model, not a curated record
AUGUCCGACACCACUCAGGAUACGCUGUUGCAGCGUCUUUCAGAAUUUCUGACCACCUAUGGUCCCCUCCCAGCCGAUAUAGACUUCGGCGAAGAACUUACGGAGGCUCAUGGUCUUAUUGCGGAGUGUUUGGAGGCUCUCACCAAGCCUCUUGACACCCCCACACCACUAGAACCCGUUAUCGACACGGCUCAGGAAGAGGUCAUUGCCGGCCUCACCACAGAACUAGAAGCAGCCAACGAAAAGGCUGCCGAUUUUUGGCAAACCUUGUGCGAUAACCAGGAAGAUUCUACCGAGAUCAUCCGAGGUCGCGACGAGGUUAUUGUUGCUUUGAAGAUUGAGCUGGAGGAAUCGAAGGCUGAAGAAGAAGAGCUUCGGUUCCGUCUGGCACUACAUCAGGAAAGUCUCACUAUCGCUGACGAGAACCUCGCCGAUGCUGAAGAUGAGGUUCUUCACAUCACCGCUGUUGCAAAGGUCUGGGAGGCCCAAGCCAAUGCCACUAUUGCUGACCUUCGUUCUCGUAUCUCCGUUUCCACCGUUACAGUUAAAUCUCGCCAUGUCUCUAAGCCUCGUUACCUGGCUCCUCGCGCCCAAGAUCCCCGUUCCAUUAGCAAUUGGCGAGAAAGGCCACUUGAAAAUGGGUCCCCAAAGCCGGCGUUAAAAGCCCCGCCACCUGUUUCUGUUCUCCCUGCUGCUGCUGCUGUGUCUGAGGAUAAGAUGUCCGAAGACUCUCUUGUUGUUACCUGUUCGGUCUCUCAGAAUUCCGACUCUUUCAUUCCCACCUACGCUCUCAUUGAUACUGGAGCAUCAGGAUAUGCUUUUAUCGAUGAAUCUUUCGUACGUCACAACAAUCUUGCAAUGACCCCCCUUAGGAAACCUCGCCAGGUAGAUGUUAUGGAUGGAAGACCUAUCCAGUCAGGAGAAAUUACCCACAUUGUCGAUGUUUCACUAGAUAUUCAUGGCCACCGAGAAAUUGCCUCAUGUUUCUUUACAAAGUUGGGACAUUAUCCGAUCGUGAUGGGAAUACCGUGGAUGCGACGGCACGAUGUCACCAUUCGGCCAAAGGAUAAUCUACUUGUUUUUGAUUCUCGGGACUGUGUUAAACACUGUUCACUCAGUGGAACUGCAGUUACUGUCCAUGGAAUAUCGAUCCCUCUACCGGAACAUCAUACUGUUGUCGUUUCAGCAGUUGAGAAAUCCACCACCGACGUCAAGCAACUCGUACCAAAGGAAUUCCACCUUCGCCUUCCCAUGUUUAAAGAAUACGAUGCCUCAGUCCUUCCGCCUCACCGACCCUCCCAUGAUAUUGAAAUAAUUUUGGAAGAGGGUAAACGACCACCGUAUGGACCCAUCUAUGGCCUAUCGCAGACUGAAUUGAAAGCAUUACGGGAAUAUUUUGAUGAGAACUUACCCAAAGGAUUUAUUCGGGCCAGUGAAUCACCGGCGGGAGCACCUAUACUAUUUGUAAAGAAAAGUGAUGGGACUCUCCGGCUAUGUGUGGAUUACCGAGGCCUCAAUGCGAUCACGGUCAAGAAUCGGUAUCCGUUACCACUGUUAAAGGAAACUUUGGCUAAACUUUCGAAGGCACAGUACUAUACUAAGUUGGAUCUACGAUGGGGAUACAAUCAGAUCAGGGUAGCGGAGGGAGACGAAUGGAAAACGGCAUUUAGAACUCGAUAUGGACAUUUCGAGUAUACAGUAAUGCCGUUCGGAUUAGCCAACGCCCCGGCCACCUUUCAACAUUGGAUUAAUGAUAUCCUACGGCCUUAUCUCGAUCAAUUUGUUACAGCUUAUUUGGAUGAUAUCCUAAUUUAUUCGGAAACUUUGUCAGAACAUAAGGAUCACGUCCAGAAGGUUUUGAAGGUACUUGAUGAGAAUCAUGUUCACCUUAAACCUGAAAAAUGUGAAUUUAUGGUCCAGGAAACGAAAUAUCUCGGCCUUAUUCUCACCCCGGAUGGGAAUAGGAUGGAUCCAAAGAAAGUUGUUGACGUAUUAGAAUGGUCCACACCAAGGAAUCUCCAUGAUGUUCAGGUAUUUUUGGGAUUUGCAAAUUUCUAUCGACGGUUUAUUUUGGGAUAUUCAAAAAUUGUUGCUCCGCUUACAGCUCUGACCAAGAAAAAUGUUAAAUUCGAAUGGACGGAUGAAAGGGAGGAAGCAUUCCAGACAUUGAAAAGGAUGUUCACAACGGCACCCAUACUAAUGCACUUUGAUCCGGAUCGGAAAAUCGUGGUAGAAACCGAUGCAUCCGACUAUGUUUCUGCUGGAAUCCUGUCCCAACGUGACGACGAAGGAAUUCUACAUCCAGUCGCUUUCUUCUCUAAGAAACAUUCCCCUGCGGAAUGUAACUAUGAAAUCUAUGACAAAGAACUCCUAGCAAUCGUACGAUGUUUUGAGGAAUGGCGACAUCAUUUGGAGGGGGCACAAUUCCCAAUUGAAGUUCUUAGCGACCAUCGGAAUCUCGAAUAUUUCAUGUCAACAAAGUUAUUAAACCGUCGACAAGCCCGUUGGUCGGAAUUUCUUUCACGUUUCGAUUUCGUCAUUCAAUUUAGACCAGGAAAACAAGGGGCGAAACCAGAUGCAUUGACUAGGAGGUCGGGUGACCUACCUAAGGAGGGGGAUGAACGGUUGACGCAUCAAAGCCAGGUGGUUUUGAAGCGAAAAAAUUUGGAUUCAAAGCUAAGUUUGUUCGCGGGUUCUUUUUCAAAUGAAUCCGCUGAAGGAAUGUCCACUGUAGAAGAGUUGUUUUUAAAUGCUUACCAAUCGAACAAAAUCUCCCUUGCCGAAUGCACGGAAGAUAACAAUGGUCGACUACUCUAUCGAGGCGCCCUAUACGUACCAGAUGACAACAAUCUUCGGCUAAGACUCCUAAAAGAGUAUCAUGACAAACCAUCGGCAGGUCAUCCAGGCAGAGCGAAGACUUUGGAACUCCUGAAUCGAGAGUAUUACUGGCCACAAAUGCGGAAGUAUAUCGAUCAGUAUGUUCGGAAUUGCAAUGUGUGUACCCGUAGCAAGGCACCACGCAAUGCACCCUAUGGAGUACUCCGCCCGAUGCCAAUACCCGAUGGACCAUGGACGGAUGUGUCAAUGGAUUUUGUUACCGACCUCCCAGAGAGCGAUGGAUACAAUGCAAUCUUGGUCGUGGUGGAUAGGUUAACUAAGAUGCGACACCUAAUACCAACAACAAAGGAGGCGGACUCAAGGGAAGUAGCGAGACUGUAUAUUGACAAUGUUUGGAAGUUACAUGGGUUACCCGACACUAUGGUAUCCGAUCGAGGGACACAAUUCGUUGCGGAAUUCUGGAGGUCUCUUUGCGACCGUCUAGAAAUAUCACCAAAGUUUUCUACCGCGUUCCAUCCUCAGACGGAUGGGCAGACGGAAAGGAUUAAUGCCGUGAUGGAACAGUACCUUCGAAGUUAUGUUUCCUAUCAACAGGAAGACUGGGCCCGAUGGUUACCAAUGGCAGAAUUUGCAACCAAUAACCAUGCUUCGGAAACAACGAAAAUCUCUCCUUUCUACGCUAAUUCGGGAAGAAAUCCUCGAAUGACUUUUGGACCCUUGGAACAUGGUAGGACCAUGGCGGAAGAUCAAGCAAAUGGUAUUGCACGGGAAAUGAAGGAAAUAUUAGAUUUUCUACGAGAUGAAAUGUUCCGAGCACAAAGGAUACAGGAAGAGUCGGCAAAUAUGAAGCGGACUCCAGCGCCCCACUAUCGAGUAGGAGAUCAAGUUUUCUUAUCAACACGCCAUGUCCUCACCAAACGCCCUUCGAAGAAACUUGAUUGGAAACGUAUUGGACCAUAUAUCGUAAAGCGAAUCGUUAGUCCUUAUGCCUAUGAGUUGGAACUCCCUCGUUCUAUGAAAGUUCAUCCCGUAUUCCAUGUCUCUUUAUUGUCGUCUGCAGCAAACGAUCCUUUACCAGGACAACAACAGUUACCACCACCGCCGGUCGAAGUUGAAGGACAAGAGGAGUGGGAAGUCGAGGAUAUUUUGGAUUCCAGGGAUCGUCGGGGAAGAUUUGAAUACUUGGUUAAGUAUGCCGGUUAUGACGAAGCUUCGUGGCAGCCAUUGUCGGAUGUCGAACAUUCACCCGAUAUUGUUAAACGAUUUCACGAACGAUAUCCACGGAAGCUUAAGCCUACCAGGAGGUAG